GGGUGGGACAGGAACAGACGAGUGUGGGACAGGGCAAGGUGAGGAGCAACGGUAAAUGAGGGCGCAAGACAGGGUGGGUGUCCAGGGUAAGGGAGAGCAGAGCAAGGUGCGGCAGACAGGGACUAGCAGCGCGGAGAAAGCACAGAGGGAGUAGUUUGAAUUGGGCACAUUCCUCCCAUUGGCUCGUGCACAUCCUUCCCCUGCUGAUGUCAGGCUGCUGCAUCACUGCUGGAGGAAAGAGGCACGGGGAUCAGAAGGAAGCAGCCAGAUCUUGUCCUGGGCACGACGAGCCGCAUACCUUGGGGCACAUUGUGGGGACUGGCUGCUCUGUGGCCCCGGGCUGGCGCUGCGUAGUUGCUUUGUGUGGCACCGGCAAGAUACCCGCUAGCCUACGUGCCUUUUGCUGGCUGCAGAGCUGAGAUUCUCGGCCAUUUCCUCGUGUGGAUCCCGUUUAGUGGAGAUGUGGAUUUGCGUUUGUUUCUAGACGAAGCCAGGACUGCGGGUUCCCAUGGUGUGUGCAGUCUGAGGGGCCCCUGCUUCGGAUUUAAUGAGCGAAGGGCCACAAACUGCCGGCUCCCGAUUACUGGGCUUCUGUGCGCCCAUCGUCUGAUGAUGCUGCUCAAAGAGUACAGGAUCUGCAUGCCCCUCACUGUGGAGGAGUACAGAAUCGGGCAGCUCUACAUGAUCAGCAAGCACAGCCAUGAGCAGAGCGAGAGAGGGGAAGGAGUGGAGGUGAUGCAGAACGAGCCAUAUGAGGAUCCAGUACAUGGACAGGGCCAGCUGACUGAGAAGAGAGUCUAUCUGAACAGCAAAUUGCCAAGCUGGGCACGUGCUGUGGUCCCCAGGAUCUUCUAUGUGACCGAAAAGGCAUGGAACUAUUAUCCCUAUACAAUUACAGAAUAUACAUGCUCUUUCUUGCCGAAAUUCUCCAUCCAUAUAGAGACCAAAUAUGAAGAUAACAAGGGAAGCAAUGACAAUAUCUUUGAAUGUGAAGCCAAGGACGCUGAGAGGGAAGUCUGCUUUAUCGAUAUUGCAUAUGAUGAGAUCCCAGAACGAUAUUACAAGGAGUCAGAGGACCCCAAGAAUUUUGUGUCAGAGAAGACAGGCAGGGGGCUGCUGAAAGAGGGCUGGAGAGAGUCGCAGGAGCCAAUCAUGUGUUCCUACAAGCUGGUGGCUGUUAAGUUUGAGGUGUGGGGGCUGCAGAGCCGAGUGGAGCAGUUUGUGCACAAGGUGGUCAGAGACGUCCUACUGAUUGGGCACCGCCAGGCAUUUGCAUGGGUUGAUGAAUGGUAUGACAUGACUAUGGAUGAAGUCCGAGAGUAUGAGAGAACCACUCAGGAAGCCACAAAUCGGAAAAUUGGCACUUUCCCUCCAGCCAUAUCAAUUAGUGAUGUCACCCUGCCGUCCCAUGGUGGCCAUUCCAGUGCUCCAUCCACCCCUCUGACCACUGACGCUCCCGAAUUUCUCUCUGUUCCCAAGGACCGUCCCCGGAAAAAGUCUGCCCCAGAAACCCUGACUCUGCCGGAUCCCAUGCAGAUGUGCCUACACACUCAGCCAGGCGCCGAGCCCUGCAAUAAGCCAUCUCUUGCUAAGCCUGAAUAACCAGCCAUCUCUCAGGGGCUGGGGAAUCUUUAACUCCUUUACUGCCAGGGGGACUGCAGCACUUGGCACAACAGUGGUAUUUAACACCUUCUGGCCUUGACUAUUGAAGUGACGGUCCCUUUGCUUUGCCUCCUGACAAAUAGCUGAGUGUUGUCUCCUUUUAGUUUCUGCACCAUUGUUUCUGGGGUGGCCUACCCUGGUACCCUCCCUACAGGCAACAGAUGAGACUCCUUUCUAGAUUUCUCUUUAUAUUGGGAUCCAAGUAACCCCAGCACUUGGACAACAUCCCAGUUCCAAUCACUGCGGGCUGCCGUUGCUACAAGCGUUGGCCAAUCUACCAUUAAAUUUACAGUCUUCCCCCCCCCCCCAGUCAGAUGGGCUCUGAUGUUUGGUACCACUCAUUUUCUUGUGUCCAGUAGGAUGUAGCCUCAUGGAUCAGGCAGCCCAACUCUUUUGAGUUGAUAGAACAGAGUCAGAGAGAAAUGCUGGGGUCAAUUUGUUUGGGUGCCAGGUUCCCAUACCUACAGAUUCAUAGGCACAGUUAUUGCCUUGUCCAUUAAACUGCCCAAUGUGACUGCAUUUUGUUGUUAAAUGGUGCAUCCAGUAAUUCUGUUUGGUUUUACCUCCUCAGAUAAGUCAGUGGUAAAAUACUUCAAGUCAGUAAAUACAAGGGCUUUGGUCUUUCAGGGUGAUCCCUUUGUUUUCUAUUUACACCAGAUAAUGGCAGAUAAUCUGAUGUUCUGUCUGUGAGGAUCACCCAUGUGAGUUAGAGCCCCCCUUGAUGAGAGACAUACAAAGCACCACACGCUGAUGUUUAUAGUAAGGCAAAUGUGAACAGCUUAACCACAAUAACUUGCAGACUUCAGUCCCCCUUGGGUUGCAGUACCAUGCAUGCUUGCUGUUUUGCUGAGAUCGGUGCAAGAGGCUGCUCAGGGGGUCACACAAAGAUGGCAGAUAAUUCUCCAUGAUGGAUCUGUUUGGGGGCAUAUCCAAACAUCUCUCUAGGUAUCUGGAUAGAUAUUCAUGGUUGAGGUUAGAAGUCUGUGGCUACUUUGUCUAGAGGAGUAACAAAGCAUUGGCCAAAGAUUGAGCAGCAGAUAUGGAUAUGCUUCCAUUUGGCAGUUAAAGGGUUAAAUGAGACCACCGCCAGAGAGGGAGGGAAUGACUGGAUAUUUUGCUUUGUACCCUAGAUUUGGGGUGGGUGUAGGGGAUCCUGCUUUAAGCUGAUGUUGGGGUGCAUGUAAGGAAAUAUCAAUAGUUAAGCACAUUUGUCGCUAGGUUGCAGCAUGAGGGGGGUUUAGGGAUAGAGCUUUCAGACGUCAUGGUUUGUAAGCAUUAUAUUAGGGAGACAUUUAUAUACACAGAUUUGAGAAUAAGCCUCCUCCAUAGCAUGAGCUGCAAUUUCCAUGGCCCCCAUGGGGGUAACAGAACUGUUAUUCAUAUGUGAAGGGGGGUUUGGACAUUGUAGUGCUGUCCCAUUGCAAGGGCUCAGACUGUUUUUAGCAUUUGGGCUCAAAUAAAUUUCACUAAGUACAUGAAAUAUAGAUUGCUUUCUGGGAAUCUUCCCGUGAAAGCCAAAUGGCUUGGGUGAGUGUGACACAACUGAUAUGUGGGUGUAUGACAUGGACUGAUGCCAUGUAUGUGAGAAGCAUGGCACUAGUGACUAUGGCUGAAUGGUUGACAUGGGAUAUUGGCCUGACUCUGGGUCCGGAGGAGGCAGAGGCUUAUAAUGCCCUUUUUCAUGAUGUUUCCUAGGGGGUGCCCAAUAUGGGCUGUAAUUGUGAUAUAUUGCUACUGAGGUUCUCUUUCAUGGAAAAUAAAGGUGUAAUUUAUUGCAUUUUCCAUUCUCCUGGGCAAUAUCAUGGAACCUGGCCCAUCAUGAGAUGUAGACUGUGCUUAUUGUGCUGUACUUGUUUAUUGUACAACCUAUGAGUAGAUCUUGUUGACCAUUCUGAUGAAUGCAAUAUGGCAUUGCUGCUUGAAAGUAUGAGGCUACAGUCAGAAUCAUUGUGGCACCACCAGGUGGAAAUUAAUGGAUAAAGACAAGAAUCAGUUGUUACAUGCCAAAUAAGGCACAGGUCUGGUGGGCCACUGAGUGAUACCAGAGCUUCAUGCCCUACCCGUGUAGGUGAGUUUUUUAGCUCAUAUAUUCGUAUGUGCACAACUGUCUGUACCUUUUCUAGGCAGAAAGGGGGUGAUGAUACUGAGCCCAAUGCUACUACCAGACAUGACCUGGUUCCUGGUAAAGUGCUGAAUUGUUUAUAUGCAGUGAUUAUUGCAGUUGUAUAAACUCAUUAAGGCGUUUAAAUUGUUGGGGUUAUUGCAUUGGAUUUGGUGUCAUGUGGCCAGUACUGUUGUGCUAUACUAAAUAGAAUUACCCACAUUUCCUCAAGUAAUUCCAUGACAAUGAGCAAAGUUGGCAUCUGAAGGAUCUGCCCCACUAGUCUGAACCUGUGCUGCCCAGUAUCAGUUCUACUUAUUACUGUGACUUAUGUAUGGUCUUGAUCUAAGUCCCUGUUCCCUACAGAAACCACAUUGGAUCCAGGUUUUGCCACUAUCUGUAGGUUGGAUUUAGGUCAAUACACCACUUAAAGUAUAUACUGACCUCAGGGAGUGUUUGGCUGAACAUUGGGUCUUCCUAUUCCCUGGUAGAUGGGCUGUAUUUUCUCAACAUGCUGAGAAUGCUUUUGUUCAUAGGGCCCAGACCCAUCUCAGGUCAGUGGAGAAAGGACUUCACUUUCAGCUGAGUAAGGGAGACAUUUGUGCCUGCAAUUUAUAACCUGACAAUGGAAAGUAAAUAAUGGCUAAGUAGGAAAUAUAAAUCUAUAUAUGAUAUAUACUGUACAUAGGGACUCCUAAUAGACAGUAUCUGCCUGAGUUUAUUUAAAAUAAAUGCGUUACCUGCAUGUUUAGCACAAAAUGACACAGACAGCAGGAAAACUAUCAGGGUUUGCGCUUUUUCCCCAAAUCUGUGUCUUUUGACUUUGGGACAAACCUUCCCCUUGGGUUAACUCUGCCUGGGGAUCUGGCAGAUAAAAUUAGUCUCAUUGUUCUGUCCUAGACUAGUGAGAGCUGCUGGCCAUCAUUGGGUUUAAUGUUAGCAGAUAAUUCCCAUGUGGAUUGGUAUAUACCUCACUACCGUCUUCCUUAAUAGAAAUGGGACCCUUACCCCUAAGGAAGCUGGAAAGUUUGUGGUGCCAGCUCCUAAUGCCAUCCUGCUGUCAUUAAUCUUCGAGUGUCAUUGCUACUCAAUCAUCAUUUUCGGCUUGUAAUAUGGGGGCUUGUACCAAGAAUUCAACCUAUAGGAUAAUGCCCCCCAUAAUGUCCUCUCAUUUCUGUAUUGUCUUUGAUUGUAUUAUAAAUGAGCCAGACCCACUUCAUUAUCUGCCCCCAUGAUCUUCUAUUUGUGUUGCACCAGAUUUCUCCUCGUUGUGUUGCUUUGUGAGAGGUUCCUGCUGACCAAUUUCUGCCAAUAGCCAAAACACAAUCUGCUCUUCCUUCCCAUUUUAUUGUACAGCCCUAAGCAUCUAUUGCCAUCACUUAUAUCAGAAUCAGGGAUCUAUAACCAGUAAUGGACUUUGUGGGAUCUUAUGGACCCUGUAUGAAUACACCACCAGUACAUUGAUAGACAGAUAUCUUGAAAUACAGGCAGCCUCUUGUGAGGGUGCUCAAAAGCGGCCACAAUGCCCACCUCCUUGCACUAUAAGUGUUUGUGCUGGGUCAAAAUCAUGUGCUGGAAACCCAAUAAAGCCAAAACCCUACUGUAUUCCCCUUUCAUCUUAUAAUAAGAAAAGCAACUCUGUGAGCCAGUGAUGGCAAGUAUGUUCCACAUCAGCUUCUAGAUGCACGAUGGAAGUUGCAGUCGGCUGAGCCUUCCUACUUUCCUGCCUCCAUUAGAAGAUGAGCACAAUUGACAAAUAAGGAUAUGAUUUCUGAUCAUAUAAGGGAAUUUUUCCAAAACACUUGACUUUAUUGGCAAAGUGAAGCAUUUACAUUAUGCACUUGGGACUGAAUGUUGCUGUGUGGGCCCAGUGUGUAUCUGUUUCCCCUAUAAAAAGAGAAAAAAGUGACCUCUAAAUAGGAGGCUGAGGAAAAGGAUGGCAUGUAAAAUUCCCUGAAUUGAAGGCCAUAUUUUAUAUAUACAUUGCUUUUCAUAUCAUGGGGUUAUCGGUGCUGUCUGAUUUGCAUUUUUAAGUCUGUAUUUUCAAAUGUUUAUAUGGUUCUAUAGGGUAUAGUUGCCCAGGAAUUCCCCCACAAGUCCAGUGUCUUCAUGUGAUGGUAGUGAAACAUUUGGCACAUGUGACCCAGAACAUCUGCUGGUCCAAGAAAAGGUUUUAUACUUAGUUGUGCAGUUCUGUGAUGGAGCUGGUUUGAGCGCUGCUGCCUGCAUUCUAAGGACCACAGUUCUGUCAGAGUGAUCCAUGCUCUAGCAGUGACUACGCAUAGCAGUGGGAUUCUAUGGAUGGGCCACCUGGCACUGCUGUCUCUGUAUUUAUUACUUUUGUUACAUUUCAUCAUUUCCCUUCUGUUUUAUUGUAAAUAAAGAAUGAAGAACCUUU
Xenopus laevis (African clawed frog) is the source of this 6161-nucleotide messenger RNA. Its product is annotated as cytoplasmic phosphatidylinositol transfer protein 1. Lineage: Eukaryota; Metazoa; Chordata; Amphibia; Anura; Pipidae. Bases 610 to 1602 code for a protein of 330 amino acids. The record is from RefSeq and is a predicted model, not a curated record. The transcript has 9 exons.